Molecule: messenger RNA, 1371 nt
Organism: Lachancea sp. 'fantastica'
Lineage: Eukaryota; Fungi; Ascomycota; Saccharomycetes; Saccharomycetales; Saccharomycetaceae
Source: the annotation of a GenBank genome assembly
AUGUCACAAUCUCCAGCCGCUUUACUGGACACGGAUUCUUUUCCCGCGGCUUCGAACUCGUCGUCUGCACAUACCAAAACCGGUGCCGCCCCCCGUUUACAAUGCAAGUUCUUCUUACAACAGAAGAACAGACGGUGCGGCAUGACACGCAAGACCAAUCUGGAAUACUGCUCAGAACAUCUGAAUCUCCUCAAUCACGAUGCGGAGGGCCCUACGGGCCGCCGCAUCGCAUGUCCCAUCGAUCCUCGCCAUUCCGUUUGGGAAAAAGACGUGGCACGACACAUGCGUAAAUGCAGCACUGCCAAGAAAAACGCCCCACCAGUGGACUGUCCGUGGUUCAAGCUCAACUACAACCUGAAAUCCACAAGCCCAGUGGUAUCCAGUCACGCUGCAGAUAACACAACAGUCUUACAGGCCAUCCCGGUCUUGAACAAAUGUUUCGACGAUCGUUUCGGUGACAAGCCACUCCCGUUGGUAGUCAAAAGCAACACGACCGUUGAAUCUCAACGGUUUCCACAGCUAUUGGGCUCCAAAAAACACGCUCUUCAGCAGUCGUCUCUGAUCCAGCAUUUGAUAGAAAAUUCCAUGGCCUCUCAUAAAGAAGGCACCAAUUUCAUCGAGUUCGGAUGUGGGCGUGCCGAGUUUUCCCGCUACGUCAACCGCGCCAUGCAUGUCUAUUACUCUCAAGAAGUGACAAAGAGUAUUCCCCAGUCGAAAUUCAUACUCAUCGACCGGGCCUCCAACAGAAUGAAAUUUGACUCAAAAUUCAAAGACGACUAUGACGAGCUAUACUCAAGUGAAGUUCCACCGGAGUCGCGUGUUUAUCCUGAAAUCGCACGCAAGAAAAUCGAUAUCAAGGACCUUUACAUCGACAAUCUCCUCAACGGCGACGAUCGGUCCGCGGUGGCGAUCUCGAAACAUUUGUGUGGAGUGGCUACAGACCUGACCAUCACCUGUUGUCUCAACAGCGACGUUUUGCACCGCAAGCACGACCGACUUCGCGGAAUGGUCAUUGCGAUGUGCUGCAGACACGUUUGCGAUGCCCAGCAAUACGUCAAUAGGCCCUUCAUCGAGGAAAUGCUACAAGAUAUGCCCACUAUUUCCUACACAGAUUUUUUCAAUUCCUUGAAGAAGAUCGCGUCCUGGGCCGUGUGUGGUCGUAAACCCGGUACCGAGGACAGCGAUGUGGGCAACCAUUUCACUGAUCUUCCGGUCUGUGAACGUGAGAAACUUGGUGAAAAAGCUAGACGAAUCAUUGACGAAGGUCGUGCAGAGCAUCUGCGACGCAAUGGGUACCGUGCAGAACUAGUAAAAUACGUCGACAGCACGGUGUCACUAGAGAAUGUCGCCAUGAUAGUAAAUCGGGUCUAA